AUGUACCGGCAGAUCGUCGUCCAUCCAGCUGAUCGUACUCUGCAGCAGAUACUGUGGCGAAAGAAUCCCGAAGCACCACUACAAACCUUUCGUUUGAACACAGUAACAUAUGGUACAGCCCCUGCUCCGUACCUGGCUACUCGCGUCCUCAACCAACUUGCCCACGAUGAAGCCGAAAACUUUCCUCUUGCUGCCCCACUCGUACCCAAGCGUUUCUACAUGGAUGAUUAUCUUUCGGGCAAUGAUGAUAAACAGCUGUUGAUUGCCGAAAACCACCAGAUGAUUGAGCUAUUGAAAUCUGGCGGGUUUACUCUUCGCAAAUGGUGCAGCAAUUGCAACGAAGUCCUCUCGCAGAUUCCAGAAGCACUCAGAGACUCUCCAUCCGAACUCGAUAUUGGCCAAUCAGGAUCGAUCAAAACAUUGGGACUUCGUUGGCAUCCGCAACCCGAUCAUUUCACUUUCAAUGUUCCUGAUCUCGAAACGUCGGCUCCAAUAAGAAAACGAGUCAUACUCUCGGAAAUGUCUCGUCUCUUCGAUCCGAUGGGUUUGCUCGGUGCCUCCGUCGUAAGCGCAAAAAUAUUUCUACAGUCGCUUUGGUCCGAAAAAUUUUCGUGGAAUGAUCCGUUGCCAGUCCAUCACCAGGCAUGGUGGCAGCAAUACCGACAGGAGAUGGGAAGCUUUCUGUCGUUAGCCAUUCCCAGACAAGUUUUUAUGAAUAACUACGAAAAUUUCGAACUGCACUGCUUCUCGGACGCUUCCGAUAGUUGCAUGAAAACAAACCAAUAUGCAAUCUUCUGGCUUCAAAAUCGCGAGUUAGCCCUCUCAACAAGCUGUCAACCCCUCGGCUUUGUGCUGCUCUCCUUGCUGCCCAGCUACAAGACUCUAUCGUGGAAUACACCGGAUGGAAUUGCCCGGAGACAUUUUGGACGGAUUCCACCAUAG
Uranotaenia lowii is the source of this 942-nucleotide messenger RNA. RefSeq lists its product as uncharacterized. Bases 1 to 942 code for a protein of 313 amino acids. The transcript is spliced from 2 exons. The record is from RefSeq and is a predicted model, not a curated record. Lineage: Eukaryota; Metazoa; Arthropoda; Insecta; Diptera; Culicidae.